AUGAGGACGGCCUUCCCGGCUCAGAGGUCUCUGGUGGCAAGGCCUGGCGUGCUGGUUGCCCGUCCCCAUUCGGCUACGCUUACAGCGGGGCCCCUGGAGGCGUCUGGCCAGCUGCAGAAUCAGCGCAAAGUUGCCAUCUUCGUCGAGCCCAGCCCGUUCAGCCACAUCUCUGGUAUGAAGAACCGCUUUGAAUCGCUGAUUAAGGGGCUGCGCGAGGCCGGCGACGAGGUCAUGGUGGUGACGCCGGACCCAACGCCGCCAAAAGAGUUUUGCGGCGCCAAG
Molecule: messenger RNA, 282 nt
Organism: Monoraphidium neglectum
Lineage: Eukaryota; Viridiplantae; Chlorophyta; Chlorophyceae; Sphaeropleales; Selenastraceae
Exons: 1
Molecular function (GO): glycosyltransferase activity
Source: RefSeq, a predicted model, not a curated record